Messenger RNA from Octopus sinensis (East Asian common octopus), 2069 nucleotides. RefSeq lists its product as uncharacterized. The transcript is spliced from 6 exons. The record is from RefSeq and is a predicted model, not a curated record. NCBI's taxonomy places the organism in Eukaryota, Metazoa, Mollusca, Cephalopoda, Octopoda, Octopodidae. Bases 131 to 1750 code for a protein of 539 amino acids.
AGUCAACAGCGUCAAUAUAGAGAAUGACGGAGCCACUAGUAAGACAGACAACAGAGUUGAUAUCAACGGAAAGGAUAGUGACACAAAAGCUAGCAAGGGAAAUGCUAAAAGCAAUUGUAAGGCUCCAGAAAUGAAAGCUGAGAUGAAAUAUGAGAAGGGGAGUGGCCAUGAGUAUAGCAAGGAGGGAAUUAUCAAAAAGGAUCCAGUAAAGGAGAACAGUGUGAGCGUUGAUGAUGGGGAUGGUUGUGAGGGGGACAGCAAGGUAGGCAAUAAGAAUAAAAAGAAAAGAAAUAGAAGAAAAAAGCGUAAGAAUGUCAACAGUGUCAAUAUAGAGAAUGACGGAGCCACUUGUAAGACAGACGACAGAGUUGACAUCAACAGAAAGGAUAGUGACACAAAGGCUAGCAAGGGAAAUGCUAAAAGCAAUUGUAAGGCUCCAGAAAUGAAUGCUGAGAUGAAGUAUGAGAAGGGGAGUGGCCAUGAGUAUAGCAAGGAGGGAAUUAUCAAAAAGGAUCCAGUAAAGGAGAACAGUGUGAGCGUUGAUGAUGAGAAUGGUUGUGAGGUGGACAGCAAGGUAGGCAAUAAGAAUAAAAAGAAAAGAAAUAGAAGAAAAAAGCGUAAGAAUGUCAACAGUGUCAAUAUAGAGAAUGACGGAGCCACUUGUAAGACAGACGAAAGAGUUGACAUCAACGGAAAGGAUAGUGACACAAAGGCUAGCAAGGGAAAUGCUAAAAGCAAUUGUAAGGCUCCAGAAAUGAAUGCUGAGAUGAAGUAUGAGAAAGGGAGUGGCCAUGAGUAUAGCAAGGAGGGAAUUAUCAGAAAGGAUCCAGUAACGGAGAACAGUGUGAGCGUUGAUGAUGGGGAUGGUUGUGAUCCAGUAAAGGAGAACAGUGUGAGCGUAGAUGAUGAGGAUGGUUGUGAGGUGGACAGCAAGGUAGGCAAUAAGACUAAAAAGAAAAGAAAUAGAAGAAAAAAGCGUAAGAAUGUCAACAGUGUCAAUAUAGAGAAUGACGGAGCCACUUGUAAGACAGACGACAGAGUUGACAUCAACAGAAAGGAUAGUGACAGAAAGGCUAGCAAGGGAAACGCUGGAAAUAUGGACUAUAAGGGCAAAGAUGGUGGAAUAGACAGUAAGAAGAAAGUGAGCAAGAAGAGGAAGAGUAAGAAAAAGAGAGUCAAGGUGAAGAGCAAAGAGGAUAUUGCUGAAAAAUGUGAUUACUGUGGAAAGUUAGAUGAACAUUUAAUCAAAUGUGUCAAAUGCAAAAUUGCAAAAUAUUUCUCAAUAUUUUGGUCUCCUCACAAGGAAUCCUGUAAAUCUUCUAGCAACUCAAAUGAUUCACAUCUAACAGGCAGAGCUGAAAAAUGUGAUUACUGUGGAAAGUUAGAUGAACAUUUAAAGAAAUGUGCCAAAUGCAAAAUUGCAAAAUAUUGCUCAAAAUCUUGUCAAAUAUCUGCAUGGCCUCUUCACAAGAAAUCCUGUAAAUCUUCUAGCAACUCAAAUGAUUCACAUCUAACAGGCAGAGCUGAAAAAUGUGAUAACUGUGGAAAGUUAGAUGAACAUUUAAUGAACUGUGUCAAAUGCAAAAUUACAAAAUAUUGCUCAUUAACUUGUCAAAUAUCAGCAUGGCCUCUUCACAAGAAAUCCUGUAAACCUCCUAGCAACUCAAAUGAUUCACAUCUAACAGGCAGAGAUUAUUUCACCAGUGGUAUAAUAGCAAUUUGCGGUUAUUCAAUAAAAAUACGUAAAUGAAAACCAACAACUGAAUAGAAGAGAAAACACUCUUCUUAUUGCUAGGAUUUUACAAGAAUCAGAUCUCAGCUGCAGGAAAAAUUAUAUCAUCACAGAGAGUAGAUUUCUUUUAUUUUAUUGAAUUGUAUAGUUUUAUUCAAUUUUAUUCAAUUUGUAUAAUUUUAAUUCUAUAAAAAAGAUCUAUCUCUUUCUCCCUGUCUAUUUCAUUUCAAUUUUUUCUUCUCUAUCAUCUCCACUCAUUCAUUUUCUCUGCUGGUGGCACGUAAAAAGCACCAACCAAUUGUGGCCGUUGCCAGCCUACCCUGGCACCUAAAAAGCA